UGCAUGUGCAACAGGAUCAGCCAGCAGAGUGUUAACAGUUCAGACUGGAGGAUCGGUCAUUAUUCCAUGUUAUUAUAACAGGAAAUACACAAAACACAAGAAAUACUGGUGCUUUGAUGCCUAUGCAGCAUACAAUUCCUGCAACAUUCUUGCAUAUGCUAAUGAAACCAAAGAAAAAGUGUCAGUAAUCGAUCAUCCAGAUCAGAGUUUCUUUACUGUGACUAUGAGAAACCUGCAGAAUGAAGACACUGGAGAUUACUGGUGUGCUGUGGAGAUUGGAGGAAUAUUUCAAAUGGAUGAAACAGAGCAGCUUCAUCUCACAGUUCAAUCAGCUCCUGAUGUGUCUGUGGAGAGCAGCAGUGUAUCUGGACAUGAAGGUGGUGAUGUCAGUGUCCAGUGUUUCUACAGUUCUGGAUAUCAGAAUAAACUCAAACAGUGGUGCAGAUAUAAAGAUCAGAGCUGUUACACAGUGGGGAGGACUGACACAUCCCAGAAUCCAUCAGUCCAGAUCAGUGAUGAUGGGAGAAGAUCCUUCACUGUGCUGAUGACUGGACUGAGACUCAGUGAUUCUGGAUGGUUCUUCUGUUCUGUUGGAGAUCAACAGGCUUCUGUUCAACUCACGGUCACUGUUCCUGAUGUCUCUCUUGAAGAUCCACAUGUUCCUGUUACUGAACCAAAUCCAGGUAAUACAGACUCUUAUUGCUGGUUAUUAUGACAAACUCUUAAUAAAUCAUUUUGAUCUUUUUUUCUUUGACAACAGUUGUGACCACUGAAG
This is a messenger RNA of Ctenopharyngodon idella (grass carp), 775 nucleotides long. RefSeq names its product polymeric immunoglobulin receptor-like. NCBI's taxonomy places the organism in Eukaryota, Metazoa, Chordata, Actinopteri, Cypriniformes, Xenocyprididae. The record is from RefSeq and is a predicted model, not a curated record. The transcript is spliced from 4 exons. Bases 224 to 715 code for a protein of 163 amino acids.